Molecule: messenger RNA, 1738 nt
Organism: Sipha flava (yellow sugarcane aphid)
Lineage: Eukaryota; Metazoa; Arthropoda; Insecta; Hemiptera; Aphididae
Gene: L2HGDH
Product: L-2-hydroxyglutarate dehydrogenase, mitochondrial
Exons: 6
Coding region: 170-1504 (444 amino acids)
Molecular function (GO): (S)-2-hydroxy-acid oxidase activity; (S)-2-hydroxyglutarate dehydrogenase activity
Source: RefSeq, a predicted model, not a curated record
AGAUGUCACUAAAAAAAAUUAAAACUACUUAUUGUCUUUAUUAUUUUUAAUAAUUAUCUUUCGUCAUAACUCAAGAUUUCAACAUAAAUUGAAAAUAAGGAAAGGUAUCAUACAUUAUUUACACAUUUUUAUAAAUUAUUUUAUUAGAAAAAACUAUUUUAAAUUUACAAUGAUAACAAUCCCUAAAAAUUCUACGAAAAACUUUAAAUAUUUUCCAAUUAUGUGUAAUCGGUCUUAUGGUAAAUGUCUGAAAAAUAGUUAUGAUGUCCUAGUUGUAGGAGGAGGUAUUGUAGGUUUUGCUACUGCACGUGCUUUAUUAACACGUAAUAAAAAUUUACAAGUAGCACUUGUAGAAAAAGAAGAUGGGCCUUCCAUUCAUCAAAGUGGACAUAACAGUGGGGUUAUACAUGCAGGUAUAUAUUAUAAACCAGGUACAAUGAGAGCAAAAAUGUGCAUUGAAGGUUUAUAUAAGACAUAUGAAUACUGUGCUAAAAACAGUAUACCACACAAAAAAUGUGGAAAACUUAUCAUUGCUACUGAAGAGUCUCAAAUAAAAAGUUUGUACAACUUAUACGAACGAGGAUUAGAAAAUGGUACUCCUGAUAUAAAAAUGAUUAAUGGAAAUGAUAUAAAAACUAUUGAGCCUUAUUGUAAAGGUUUGCAAGCAAUACAUUCACCACAUACUGGCAUUGUAGAUUGGGCUAUAGUUACAAAACAUUAUGCAUUAGAUUUUGAAAAACUAGGAGGUGAAAUAAUUUACAACUUUAAAGUAAAUUCUUUUGAAGAAAGUAAAAGUAACAGAGCACUUAAAAUAUCUUCUAGAAAUAAUACAGAAAUAUUAGCAGACUAUGUUAUAACUUGUGGUGGAUUACAAUCAGAUAAAUUAUCAUUAAUGACUGGAUGUAAAGCUGAUCCAUACAUUUUACCAAUUCGAGGCGAAUACCUAUUACUUAACAAAAAAAAAUCAUACCUUGUUAAGGGCAAUAUUUACCCAGUACCUGAUCCCAGUUUACCAUUUCUUGGUGUACAUUUUACUCCAAGAAUGGAUGGCACAGUUUACCUUGGUCCAAAUGCAGUUCUGGCUCUAAAACAAGAAGGAUACAGCUGGAAUGACAUAAGCAUUUCAAAUACGUUAAGACUAUUAAAACUAGAUGGUGUUCGAAAGCUUCUAGCAAAACAUAUUAAAUUUGGUAUAAAUGAAACAAUAAAGUCUUUAUACCCAGCAAAACAACUGAAAGAAAUACAAAAAUAUAUUCCAGAUAUAAAACUAAAUGAUAUUCAAAAAGGUCCUACUGGUGUUCGGGCUCAACCACUAUGGGCUAAUGGAACUAUGGCAGAAGAUUUGGUACUUGAGAUUGCAUCAGAUGAUCCAACAAAUUUAGUAAAACAUAGAAUAAUGCAUUGCCGUAGUGCUCCAUCACCUUCAGCUACAUCAUCAUUACCAAUUGGUGAAGUCAUUGUUGACAAAAUGUUAUCAAAAUACACAAAGUUAAAUGAUUUAUAAAAAGAAACACUAAAAACAAAAAUGAAUUCAUAUUGCUAAUUUAGGGAAUAUAUACAAUAUAUUGUACCUAAAUAUGUGUACUAAGAACCUAAAUUCAACAAUUAAUUUAGUGUCUAUAAGUUAUGAAUAUAAAUUUAAAAUUUUAAUCAUAAUCUAAACAUUUCUAUGUAAACUGAUGUCAAGAUUUCAAAUCAAUUUGAAAUUAAGAUUAUGAAAUACAAUCAAAUUCUAUAA